GUCGCGGACAAGUGACGCGCCAAGCUCUGCCAGCGGGGUUGCUGCUGUCGCUCUUACUGCUGUCGCCGCUGGUAGUUACUACUGUUCAAACAAGGCACGGCCCCCGGCCGCCUCCAGCCCGCCGCCCCGGGCUCCUCGACCGUCUGGGCCUGAGUGGUGAGCUGAGUACUGAAGCAGCUGUUUACUAGUCUGAGAGGAACGGCUUCUGAGAGUGGUGGCCCCAGGGGCGGCAAGAUGAAUGUGGGCACGGCACACAGCGAGGUCAACCCCAAUACUCGGGUGAUGAACAGUCGGGGCAUCUGGCUGUCGUAUGUGCUGGCCAUCGGGCUCCUCCACGUUGUGCUGCUCAGUAUCCCUUUUGUCAGCGUCCCAGUCGUCUGGACCCUCACCAACCUCAUCCACAACAUGGGUAUGUACAUCUUUCUACAUACAGUAAAGGGAACACCCUUUGAAACGCCUGACCAGGGUAAGGCACGGCUGCUUACUCACUGGGAACAGAUGGACUAUGGUGUACAGUUCACGGCCUCCCGCAAGUUCCUGACCAUCACACCGAUCGUGCUGUAUUUCCUAACCAGCUUCUAUACCAAGUACGACCAGCUUCACUUCAUCCUCAACACAGUGUCUCUGAUGAGUGUGCUGAUCCCCAAGCUGCCUCAGCUCCAUGGUGUUCGGAUUUUUGGGAUUAAUAAGUACUGAGGACCCAGCCCCCUCCUUGCCCUGCCCUAGGGGAAUCUGAGGAGAUGAAGAUGAAGGGGGCCUCCAUGCAGAUGCCCAGAGACUGGUGUUGAGCCUGUGGGCCUAAUUAAAGCUCUCCCUUCCCCCUACUUCCCCCACCCCUCCCCCCAGUAGUCAAAAUGGAGUAGCCUUUAGUGGGGUUAGAGAGGGGGGUUCUCCCCUGUUCCCCCCUCCCCUCUCAGUGGCUUUGUCCCCUUUUUGAUUUUUCCCAUUUGAAUAGAGAAUAAAUGUGGGAGGGGUUGUGUGGUACUUCAGUGGGCCCAGAUACUUGGGCUGAGGAGGGACAGAGGAUGUUGGGAAACCCCAUGCAUUCACUGUAACUCUGGCCAAUGCACUUUAACCCCCCUGGGCAGGGGGCAGAGGAAAUGGUACAGCCUCUAGAUUAUAUUUCACUUUAAUUCUCUUGGUUGACACUCAGAGUGAGUGAGUGUGUGUGUGAGAGAGAGAGAGAGAGAGAGAGAGAGAGUGUGUGUGUGUGUGUGUGUGUGUGUGUGUGUGUGUGUGAGAGAGAGAGAGAGAGAGAGAAGUAUGAGUCUAUGCAUGCGAUUCUACCUUUCAGGGCAGAACAGUAUCUGUCUGUCCACCAAGUCAAGUCCAUUAGGUACACAAAAGAUCAAGGAAAAAGGGAGUGGGGAAGGUACUGUGUGAGUGGGCAAGGAAUCGGGCAUCUUAGUCCCCGAAGUGGGAAGAACCUAAGGCUCUGGCUUAGCUUAGGGUGGAACUGGGGGUUGUGUGUGUGGGGAGGGCAGCUAGAAGAGGUCAGGAUGGUGAGUAGUGAUGCUGGAGAGGAGCAGAAAGAAGAGUUACAAAUGGAGGCUCGUUUUCUUGGUUCUUGAGCCAGUUUAGAGAGGUGGAGGCACAGAGAACUCAUCUGCUGAAUGUGGGGUGUGGAGGUGAAGGGACAAGGUUGAGCCUGUCACUUUUGUCAGUAGCUCAUCGUUGGGCUAUAGUGUUGAGGCAGAGGAAUAACUUGAGUCCUCAAAGGACUAAUGUUGUCACCUACUGGUGAGGGCCAUGGAGGGUGGUGAGCACAGAGCCUACUCUGCACUGGUUUCCUUGAGAUACAGCUACUGCCUUUGGGAAUUAAGUGGGUUAAGGAUAGGGGCAGAUAGUAUAGCCUCUGGUUGGGUAGCAGAAGAGUGUUCUCCUCUCGGUCAGCCUACCUUUCCUCACCUCCCUCCCAGCACUGCUUGGCUGGAGACCAGGUCCUUUUGGGCAUAUGGCGUAGGUGGCAAGGAUGGGUGGGUACAUUGUUAGUGUUGGUUGAUUAGCCCCUUAUUUUUCCUGCUGUUGAGGGCAUCUGUCAUUUGGAGUUGGCAUUCUUCAGGUAGGCAUGGCCUACCACCCCAGAGCUUCUUUUCCUGGUAGUUAGCUCACUGAGCAGGAAAGAAGUGGGGCUCAGGAGGAAAUUGAGGAAUUUUACUUUGGAAAAAAAGGGGAUGAAAGCGAGAGAGAGAACACAUGUGUUUCUGCACACAUGUGCACGUGUGUACAAGAUCCUUGUGUUCUGAGAUACCUUCUGGUCCCUCCCCAAAGGGUGAGGGAAGAGGGGUGAUUACUAUGCCUUGUACUCUGCCUCUGGUUCCCCCUCCUUCACAAUCCCCAUUCCAUGUAUUAUAGGGAACUUUCAACUCAAAACCUUUCUAAGACAGUGUGAAUAGGAUUUUUACUCCCUCUUUGUACAGUAUUCUGAAAGAAGCAAAUAAAAGGCAGUGUGUUCCUGUCCUCCA
Molecule: messenger RNA, 2465 nt
Organism: Trichosurus vulpecula (common brushtail)
Lineage: Eukaryota; Metazoa; Chordata; Mammalia; Diprotodontia; Phalangeridae
Gene: ORMDL3
Product: ORMDL sphingolipid biosynthesis regulator 3
Exons: 5
Coding region: 235-696 (153 amino acids)
Biological process (GO): intracellular sphingolipid homeostasis; ceramide metabolic process; negative regulation of ceramide biosynthetic process
Cellular component (GO): endoplasmic reticulum membrane
Source: RefSeq, a predicted model, not a curated record